UCACAUACCUACACAGCUCCUUCAAUUUACGCCUCCCACGUUCUCUCUACAUUACUCUUUCCCUUGAGAACAUCAAACUUUAAACCCCAGAAACAGUAAAGGAGAAAGAGAAGAAGAGAGAACAAAAAAACCAAAGAAGCAAUGUCUUAUUCUUCCCUCAAAUUGCCAAUCUUUCUCAUCCUCUCAUCUCUUCUCCAUGCAGCUUUAGGGGAGGACAUCGUUUGCGAGAAUCUACCCACGAAUAUGUGCGCGUUCUCGAUAUCGGCCUCUGGGAAAAGAUGUUUAUUGGAGACAGCUAACGUCACCGGAGAAUACACUUGCCGGACUUCUGCGGUGGAGGUUGAAGGUAUUGUAAACCACGUGGAGAGCGAUGAAUGUGUAGCCGCUUGUGGGGUUGAUCGGAAAACCGUAGGGAUCUCGUCGGACGCAAUGAUGGAGGCAGGAUUCGCUGCUAAGCUUUGCUCUCCGGCUUGUUUGGAUUAUUGCCCUAACAUUCUUGAUCUUUAUUUCAACCUCGCCGCCGGUGAAGGUGCAUUUUUACCUGAUCUGUGCGAUGCUCAACGGAUAAAUCCUCACCGUUCGAUGUUGGAAAUCCUCAGUUCCGGCGCGGCUCCUGGGCCUGUCUCCGAGACUGCUCCAGGCCCUGACUCCGACUCCGACUCCGACUCCUCAUCCCCUGCUCUAGCUCCGGCUGCUAUGUAAAAUUAAUGUUUGUCAUGGUUUAUGUUUAAUAUUUUGGAUUGGUGCUCCACAAUGGAUCAUAUCUUCAGUUGAUAUGAUUUGAUGAUAGAUCAUCAAUUGAUUCAUAUGUGAGAAGAGGGUACAGAGUGAGUUUGUUUUUGGUUCUGUUUUUUUUGUUUACAAAAACAUUUUCCCAUAUAAUAAUUAACAACUUUUGUAAUAUCAUUAAUGUUGUGUUUUCUUGUAUAAUAUAUAUACUAAGUGGCUGCAA
Brassica rapa (field mustard) is the source of this 952-nucleotide messenger RNA. RefSeq lists its product as uncharacterized. The record is from RefSeq and is a predicted model, not a curated record. Lineage: Eukaryota; Viridiplantae; Streptophyta; Magnoliopsida; Brassicales; Brassicaceae.